CGUUUCUAUGGAUAUUCUUCCUUAUACAGUCUCUCUGGUCUUCUUCUUCUUCGUUCGUUUCAGCGAAAUUCUAAGAUUCGCAUUUAAUCUAUGACACAUCUACACAAGGAAUUAGCUUUCAUCAUCAAGUGUCUCUCUCGAAUACUCUCCUUUGGUUUCGUUUGAUCUGGCAUGUUUCUUCUCCUCCUUCCUCAUUGCUGGUUCUCUUUAAUUCUCCGAAUUUUCCAUUUUUAUAUUUUCUCCGAUUGCCCCAUUUGAUUUCGGUCGGUAAUUUCGCUAAUGAUUUUGAUUGUUGGCUGAAUUUCCAAAUUCCUGUUGAUUUGCGACGUUGUUAAUGGAAUUUGAUCCUCUUUUUGGUUCGAGAUUCACUCGUUGAUUUGUUGAAUUGAGCUUUGGGGCGUAUUUAAUUCGCCAUCAUUUCUAUGGCUUUGUGUAUCUGCUGGAUUAGAUUGAUUUCCAUUGUGCUUGUUUCUGUAACAAAAAUGGUUGAAAAAAAAAGCAUUCACAAAUCACUUGUUAGAUGACCAAAAUUCCUCUACUUCCAAUUUCAAAAUUUAGAUUCUUUUGGAUAAGAAUAGGUUGCUACAUAUCAGUUGAAUGUUCAACAAUGGCGUUGAUGUGGUCUUUUUGUUUUUGUUCACAGCUCAUUUCACAGAUUCUAAGGUUUUAGUGUUCGCAUCUCUUGGCAGAGAAUAGAAGAAAAUUCAACUUCUUUUUUUUUAAAAGUGAGAUCUUUUGAUAACUGUGGAUGGGUGCCCCAAAGCAGAAGUGGACACCGGAAGAAGAAGCAGCUCUUAAAGCUGGAGUUCUUAAGCAUGGCACUGGGAAGUGGCGUACCAUACUCUCCGAUACUGAGUUUAGCUUAAUCCUUAAGUCUCGCUCAAAUGUUGAUCUUAAGGACAAAUGGAGAAACAUAAGCGUGACAGCUUUAUGGGGUUCAAGGAAGAAGGCUAAACUUGCGCUUAAAAUGACUCCGCCGGCUACUAUACAGGAUGAUAACAACACAGCUCUUAGCAUUGUGGCUUUGGCUAAUGACGAUGAACGGGCAAAACCAACUUCCCCUGGAGGUUCUUGUGCUUCAAAGAGAUCAAUUACAAGUUUGGAUAAGAUCAUCUUGGAGGCAAUUACUAACUUGAAGGAACUGCGCGGUUCUGACAGAACAUCGAUCUUUCUGUAUAUAGAGGAGAAUUUCAAGACUCCACCGAAUAUGAAAAGACAUGUCGCAGUACGAUUAAAGCAUUUAUCAUCGAAUGGAACAUUAGUUAAGAUAAAGCACAAGUACAGGUUUUCUUCUAAUUUUAUCCCCGUAGGAGCAAGACAGAUGUCUCCUCAACUCUUUCUGGAAGGAAACAACAAGAAAGACCCACCAAAACCCGAGGAGAACGGCGCCAAAAGCCUCACUAAGUCCCGAGUAGACGGUGAGUUAUUUAUGAUAAAAGGCAUGACAGCUCAAAAAGCUGCAGAGGCUGCAGCAAGAGCAGUAGCAGAGGCAGAAUUUGCUAUCACAGAGGCUGAAGAAGCAGCAAAAGAGGCAGAAAGAGCAGAAGCAGAAGCUGAAGCUGCUCAGAUAUUUGCAAAGGCAGCAAUGAAAGCUUUGAAGUUCAGGAUCCGUAAUCAUCCUUGGUGAAACAGAAAUAAAUAGCCAUCAUGGGGAAGUUUUGUAACAAAGUAAGCCAUAUAUACUUAGUAGUUUUACUGGUUUCUUAAGAGUUCCGGUCUUGAAUCAGGCGAUAUCUCAUCACCUGCAGAGUCUUAAAAAGUUUCCAAACCUUUAUGCUCUCUUUUUUUGGUUAGUAACAGUGUAAAUCCACAGUUUGAUCAUAUGUAUGUUCUUUAUCCAAGUCUGAGAUUCUGUAUAACUGAUCUUUUAAUGUAUGUGGCUGAUCUGUUUAGUAACCUUGGAAUUGGUUUGAAGAGA
Arabidopsis lyrata subsp. lyrata is the source of this 1918-nucleotide messenger RNA. RefSeq names its product telomere repeat-binding factor 2. The transcript has 5 exons. Gene Ontology annotation, biological process: nucleosome assembly. Gene Ontology annotation, cellular component: nucleosome. NCBI's taxonomy places the organism in Eukaryota, Viridiplantae, Streptophyta, Magnoliopsida, Brassicales, Brassicaceae. The record is from RefSeq and is a predicted model, not a curated record. Gene Ontology annotation, molecular function: double-stranded telomeric DNA binding. The coding region runs from base 749 to 1627 and encodes 292 amino acids.